Messenger RNA from Mesocestoides corti, 306 nucleotides. Lineage: Eukaryota; Metazoa; Platyhelminthes; Cestoda; Cyclophyllidea; Mesocestoididae. The record is from the annotation of a GenBank genome assembly.
GUGUCCGUCCCCGCCCCCCCCCCCCGGCACCCCAACCCGGUCACAGAAGAGCGUUCACCGCCGCCACCUUCUCUCGCCAGGCGGCGUGACAGCCAGGUGGUGCUGGCUCAUGCCGCAGACCUGUACCGGUGGAAACAGCUGACGCUGGAGGAGGUGGAGGAGGAGGCGACGACGGAGGCGGCGGCGGCGGAGGAAAAAUUCACUUUGCACAAGAAGGGAACACAAAAAAACCGAGUGCAAGCCAGGCAACGAGAGACAGAGCCUGUGCGCCGAAGACCAGAAUUGGGAAAACUUUGGCCAGGUUAA